Messenger RNA from Fragaria vesca subsp. vesca, 519 nucleotides. RefSeq lists its product as uncharacterized. Bases 1 to 342 code for a protein of 113 amino acids. The transcript has 4 exons. NCBI's taxonomy places the organism in Eukaryota, Viridiplantae, Streptophyta, Magnoliopsida, Rosales, Rosaceae. The record is from RefSeq and is a predicted model, not a curated record.
AUGGCCGAGGCGACUGUGCCAAAGGUCGGUGGAAGAGGUGGUGAGGUUGCAGUAACCCAUAAUUCUGUGUUUGCUCUUCAUCAUACUAGAAGAAGAAUCAGGGGAUUUCGGAUCUUCAAGUCGCUGAGCUUCUCCUUAUUUUGUAUCAAUAGCAAAGCUUACUUUCUUUGGAACAAGGAUACAAGGGAACUAAAGGUUGGUCAAGUGGUACUUGCUGUGAGUCGCACAUCAGAAUUUCCAAGUAGGAGGUCUCCACUGGUACUGUGCACGAAACUGAAAAGGAGUGGACUUGAAGUGGUGACCUUAGCAUUUUGCAGCUUGUCUCCUUUCCUUGAGGUCUAGUUCCUGUUUUGUUGUAUUGAUGUUUUUUUAAAAAUCUGAGCCUUUGUCACUUAUAUUUUUGGUGGAGCAGUAAAGUCAACUUGUUGUAAAUAUGAUCUUAAAGGCUCAUUUUGGUGUGUAAUAUCCAUGUUGGUCUUAUCUGGAUUAGAACUUCCAGUUUGUGAAUGGGUGUUAUGU